CCCUCCCUCCCAUUAGUGGAAGCCACCCGCUGCGUCCGUGCCGCCCCCCGCUCGGCCGGGCGGAGGGAGGCGGCGGCAGAGCCCAGCUGUGACGGGGGGGACCGUCCCCACCGCCCCUGCUGACUCGGGAAGGUGGGACCAGGCAGGGCUAUGCAAAUCGCCCUCGCCCAGCUGCUGCCUGCGGCUCGCUGGGGGCUGCGGGGGAAGGCGGAGCUGGGCGGAGGGACCGAGACCGGAGCGCUGCCGGAGCAAAGUCGAGGAGCAGACCGGCGUGCUGGGGGGUUUGAGGAUGAAAACAUGGGACUUAAGAUAUCCUGCCUGAAAGGCUUUAAAUCGUGUGUGACUAGCGGGAGCAGCCAGGCACCCAUAGCCAACGGCAAACACCUGAGAGUCCCGGCCAUUAUCAUCACGCCUCCUACGCCCACGGGCACCAUGCUGACCAGAGACGCCAGGCGGCCAGGGGAAGAGCCGCCACGCCACAACUGCUGAGCCAGAGGCUACAAGAACAGGAGCCACGCAGGGCACGAGGCACGGCCGGGGAGCACCUGAAGGAGCUGGCGCUGUGUCGCCGGCACCGUGACCAGCUUGCAGGGGAACCUCUCUGUGCCAUGUGGUUCCCCCUCCCGUGUUCUUGCUUUUCACCGGGUUUAUUACAGAUUUAUUAAUGGAGCUGCAGGCUCCUCGCGACGGGGGCUGUCAGAGAGUUCCAAACUCCAGCAAACCGUGGCCUGUUCAGCCAUUAGCCGGGCUGCUCCUCUCUGGGAGGGAGGGAGGAGACUGACAGCGAGGGCGGGGAAGACGGCUGGGCUGCAGCGAUUUGGCUUUCCUGGUGCCAGGCUGUGGCCUCCCUUUGGCCAUUUAAGUCACCCUAACAGGGCUUGUCUGGGGCCGAAGCUAACUCAAAAGCCAGGUGGAGGGUGCGUUCCCUGUCCUGGUCACCGACAGCCUUUCCACGGCUCCUGAAUGGACUGGGUUCUCCUGGAGUCAGCGAGGCAGCAGGACGUGUCGCGGCCCGCCCCGCUGGAAGCCAAUCGGCUCAAGUUUUGCCUGGGUGGGGUGUCAGUGGGGAAGGCGCUGAACACUACUACUAACCACAGGGGACCUCUGUGUUGCAAGCCAUAGGCCAGGCUCCCGUUGUAGGCGAGGAGCGCGAGCUGGGAUGGAAGGGGCCGAUCCCUGUCAGCAAGUUGGACAUGCAAGGUGCCAGCUCUCUCCUGAUGGCCGGGAGGUGACUGCUACAGGGCUCACCCUGGCCAGACCUUCGCAGAGCCCCAUGUGCAUGGGCAGCACCAGGGAAACCCACGGCUGACCCAGCCACCACCUGAAUGCCAGUUGUCACUGGCCAUCGGCCACAUGAGCCUACACAUGAUGCCAGCGUCACAAACAAUAUUUUCUGCACCAGGCUCAUGCUCUUGCUUUUCUGAUGUACCAGACGCUGCUGGCCAAAGGUGGGGGAAUCCCAGCUUGGUCCGGAGGUGGGAAGGAAGUCUGGAUCUAGUUGAACUGGGGCUGAUGGGAGCCUCUGAUGGGAAUACACGCCUGCCAUCAGUUUCUGCGUGUGGCAGCGUUGCUUCCUUGAUCACUUCUUUCAGCGUGACCUGAGCGUGUGCCUUACGGGCGUAGGCACCAGGAGCCCAAGGAAGAGUCCAUCUGAGCAUCAUGUGGCGGGGGGAGGGCUGGAGGUUGCCUAGAGGAUUUGGGCGACAGGCACUCCUCCCCAUCUGGACCUGUUGCACUUUCUUUGCUGCUGCAAGUGGCUAGAUUGGGAUGCUGUGGUGUGUGCCUGCAGCCAUCUCCCCGGCAUGGAAUCGCUCCGCUCCCAGAAGGCAGCACGAGCCCCAACGCAGCUAGGUAGCCCUGCGUGGUUGGCUUGGAUGUCGAUGAAGCCUGCUUAUGCUUAGGCCUUUCCUUGCCAGCACGUGGUGGCACAGCGUGGGGAUGGAAGCAAAUGUGAAGAGCCAUGGCAGAGUCACUGUGAGCUACGGCAGGGAGAACAACCUGAGAAUGCACCAACCGGACAACGGGACAGAGGAGGGGUGGGGACCAUCUAUCCCAGUCUAUGCCACCCAUGCAGGCUGGUCUCGUGCCCUUGUGGGUCCUAAUCAUCCCCUGCGGGUGAACAGGCAUGUUUGCAAGUGGCCUGUCUUGGCAAUAUUUUCAAAAGGGCUCGGAGUGAUUUAUAAAGCGUUGCGGUUUUGUUACAAAUAAAGAUCUCUUUGCCCCA
Messenger RNA from Pelodiscus sinensis (Chinese soft-shelled turtle), 2224 nucleotides. The record is from RefSeq and is a predicted model, not a curated record. Lineage: Eukaryota; Metazoa; Chordata; Testudines; Trionychidae.